AUGGAGCAGCAGGCGCAUAAGCCCCAUAGGAAGUCGAAGGAGAAGAAGCCGCAGCAGACUGGGGAACGCAAUCCCAAAGCCUUUGCUUUUGCCAAUCCCGGAAAGCUUCAGCGCAGUGCGGCACGAUCGCAGGAUAUCAAAGAGAAACGCCUCCAUGUGCCCCUCGUCGACCGACUGCCUGAGGAAGCUCCCCCCCGUCUUGUCGCCAUCGUCGGCCCGCCAGGCGUAGGCAAGACGACGCUCCUCAAGUCGUUAAUCCGCCGAUACUCCAAGGAAACUAUCUCGGACCCUCAGGGCCCUAUAACCGUCGUCACCUCCAAGAAGCAGCGCCUGACCUUCCUCGAGUGCCCCAACGAGCUCGAGGCCAUGGUCGACGUCGCCAAGGUGGCCGAUAUCGUGCUGCUCAUGAUUGACGGAAACUACGGCUUCGAGAUGGAGACGAUGGAGUUCCUCAACGUCCUGUCGGCCACGGGUAUGCCCGGAAACGUCUUUGGCAUCCUCACCCAUCUCGACCUGUUCCGCAAGCCCCAGGCCCUCAAGGACGCCAAGAAGCGCCUCAAGCGCCGUCUGUGGAGCGAGCUCUACCAGGGCGCCCACCUCUUCUACCUCUCCGGUGUCCUGAACGGCCGCUACCCGGAUCGCGAGGUCCACAACCUCUCCCGCUUCCUCUCCGUCAUGAAAAACCCGCGUCCCCUCAUCUGGCGCAACUCCCACCCCUACGCCCUCGUCGACAGCUUCCGCGACAUCACCCACCCCACCAAGAUCGAGGAGGACCCCAAGUGCGACCGUUCCAUCGUCUUGUCCGGCUACCUCCGCGGCACAAACUUCUCGCAGAGCCAGAGGGUCCACGUCCCCGGCCUGGGAGACUUUACCGUCGCUAACAUGGAGGUCUUACCCGACCCCUGCCCCACGCCCGCCAUGGAGCAGGCCAUGGCCAAGAUUACCGGCAAGACCGGUCGCCGGAGGCUCGAUGAGAAGGAGAAGAAGCUCCACGCCCCCAUGUCGGAUCGCAGCGGACUCAAGAUUGACGGCGACGCCAUCUGGAUCACCAAGGAGAAGGGCUUCUCCUUCAACAAGGACGAAGAGGAUGUCGAGCGUGGAGAGGGUGAGGAGAUGAUUGUCGGCCUCCAGGCCGAGCGCAAGCUUCUCGGCCAGGCUGAGAACGGUGUCCAGCUCUUCGAAGGUGGCGAGAAGAUCAAGGAUGCUCCCCAAGAAAAAGGUGACACGGGCCGUAAGACACAGCGUGUAGCUCGCAUGGCCGAGCACGAUAGCGAUAACGACGCAGAUGGUGACGAGGACGACUUGGAGAGCGGCAGUGAUAACGACGGCAACGAGGACCCCGAUGAGGACGAGUUCAAUGAGGAGAAACUAGGCAGCAUGUUCCGCAAGAACACCGACAAGGAAUCGGCCAAAGAUGGUGACAUUGCAUUUGCCGAUAGUGAUUCUGACCUCGGGUCAUUAUCGGGAGACGACGAUGACGCUGCCCUCAGAUGGAAGGACGACCUAGAAGCCAAGGCGCUGAAGCUGUACGGAAAGAGGCGCUCAUAUCACACUGGUGACCUCGCCCGGCUCAUGUACGAUGAGUCCAUGACAGCGGAAGAGGCCCUGAAGCGAUGGAAGGGCGGAGACGAGGAGGAGGAGGAGGAGGAGGACAUUACGGCGGAGGAUGAUGACGACUUCUUCCAGAAGUCGAAGCAAGAGGCCGAGGACCUCGUCGAGGACCGAGCGAUACCCCAGUACGACUACGAGGAUCUGGCGGCCAAGUGGGCCGAGGAGGGCAAAAUUGCGGCUCUACGAAAGCGGUUCGCAACUAGUCUAUCGCGAGGCGGCGGCGGCGAGGACGGCGAGGGUGAGGGCGAUGACGACGAGGAAUUCGACGGGUUCGAUGAGGAUGGCGACGACAACGACGAGGGCGACGGUGUCUUUGAGGAUCUCGAGGCGGGUGCAGCAGCAGCAGCGCCGCAGCAGCAGACGGCGGAUGAGAUUGCGGCGGAGCGCGCGAAGAACGCGGAGCGCAAAGAAGAGCUGAAGCAGCGGUUCGAGGAGGAGGAUCGUGACGGAUUUCUGAACGACAAGGCCAACGCGCGGCGCGAGGGCGGCAACAUCCACGAAUUCGGCGAGGACGACUGGUACGACGCGCAGAAGGCGAUGCUCCAGAAGCAGCAGGACAUCAACAAGGAGGAGUUCUCCGAGCUGGACGAGCGGCAGCGCGAGGCGGUGGAGGGCUACCGGGCGGGCAAGUACGCCAAGAUCGUUCUGGAGGGGGUGCCGGCCGAGUUCACGGAGCGGUUCUCGGCCCACACGCCCAUCGUGGUCGGGGGCCUGACGCCGACGGAGGACCGGUUCGGGUACCUGCAGGUGCGGAUCAAGCGGCACAGGUGGCACAAGCGGAUCCUCAAGACCAACGACCCGCUCAUCUUCUCACUUGGGUGGCGGCGGUUCCAGUCGAUGCCCAUCUACAGCCUGACGGACUCGCGCACGCGCAGCCGCAUGCUCAAGUACACGCCGGAGCACAUGCACUGCUUCGCGACCUUUUACGGCCCGCUGAUCGCGCCCAACACGGGGUUCGCGUGCUUUAAUACUAUGUCGUCAUCGCUGUCAUCGUCGUCGUCGGCGCCCACGACGACGGGGUUUCGCAUCGCAGCCACGGGCAGCGUCAUGAGCGUCGACGAGUCGACCGAGAUCGUCAAGAAGCUCAAGCUCACCGGCACGCCGUACAAGAUCUACAAGAACACAGCCUUCAUCAAGGACAUGUUCUCGUCGUCGCUGGAGAUUGCCAAGUUCGAGGGUGCAGCCAUCAAGACGGUCUCGGGAAUCAGGGGCCAGAUCAAGCGCGCCUUGUCCAAGCCGGACGGCCACUUCCGCGCCACGUUUGAGGACAAGAUCCUCGUCAGCGACAUCGUCUUCCUGCGCGCCUGGUACCCCGUCAAACCCCACAGGCUGUACAACCCCGUCAACAACCUGAUCGGGUGGCGCGCCAUGCGCCUGACCGGCCAGGUCCGCCGCGACGAGGGCGUCGACACCCCCCAGCCCCGCAACAGCCAGUACCGCCCCGUCGAGCGGGAGACCCGCAACUUCAACUCGCUCCGCGUGCCCCGCGCCCUCGCCGCCAGCCUCCCCUACAAGUCCCAGAUCGUCGAGACGAAGCCCCAGCGCAAGCAGACGUACAUGCAGAAGCGCGCCGUCGUCGCCACCGCCGGCCCCGCCGGCGCAGAGGAGAAGAAGGCCCGCGCCUUCAUGCAGCAGCUCCUCACCGUCCGCAACGACGCCGCCGCCAAGCGCCGCGCCAAGAAGGCAGAGAACCACGCCGCCUUCCAGAAGAAGAUGGCCGACAACCUCGAGAAGAAGCAGGCCAGGGAGAAGAGGGAGUCCAAGGAGUUCUGGAGCAAGAAUGGUAGGAAGAGAGCGGCUGCUGACGAUGGAGGCAGUUCGAGGAAGAGGCGUUAA
Molecule: messenger RNA, 3447 nt
Organism: Geosmithia morbida
Lineage: Eukaryota; Fungi; Ascomycota; Sordariomycetes; Hypocreales; Bionectriaceae
Product: ribosome biogenesis protein BMS1
Exons: 3
Coding region: 1-3447 (1148 amino acids)
Biological process (GO): ribosome biogenesis; endonucleolytic cleavage of tricistronic rRNA transcript (SSU-rRNA, 5.8S rRNA, LSU-rRNA); maturation of SSU-rRNA from tricistronic rRNA transcript (SSU-rRNA, 5.8S rRNA, LSU-rRNA)
Cellular component (GO): 90S preribosome; nucleus
Molecular function (GO): GTPase activity; GTP binding; U3 snoRNA binding
Source: RefSeq, a predicted model, not a curated record